Messenger RNA from Galendromus occidentalis (western predatory mite), 732 nucleotides. RefSeq lists its product as uncharacterized. The coding region runs from base 1 to 732 and encodes 243 amino acids. The transcript has a single exon. Gene Ontology annotation, biological process: DNA integration. The record is from RefSeq and is a predicted model, not a curated record. NCBI's taxonomy places the organism in Eukaryota, Metazoa, Arthropoda, Arachnida, Mesostigmata, Phytoseiidae. Gene Ontology annotation, molecular function: nucleic acid binding.
AUGGCUCCGUUGCCAGCGUUCAGGCUGGAAACGGCCCCACCAUUCUACCACACAGGUUGUGACUUCGCCGGCCCCAUAAAAUACAAGAACGAUUCAGGCGAAAAAGCGAAAAGCUACAUUCUCCUUUUCGUAUGCGCGGUCACCCGAGCGGUCCAUCUCGAGCUAACAACCGACAUGUCGACCUCAGAGGUCCUCGGUGCUCUACAAAAAUUCGUGAACCGAUACCCGUCGGUGACCACGAUCACUUCAGACAAUGGCUUAUCGUUCCAGAGGACAGCAAAGGAACUCAAACUCCUGUACGAUCACAUCAUCAACGGAGAAAUAAAGAAAUGGCUCGCAGACAAAUUCAUCAGAUGGAACUUCAUAACUCCGAACUCCCCUUCGCAUGGCGGCUUCUACGAGCGCCUCGUGCAAUCGGUCAAGCGACCGCUGAGGAAAGUUCUCGGAACAUCAGUUCCCCACUUCCGGGACCUGGAGGUGAUUCUGAGCAACAUCGAGCUGAUGAUAAAUAAACGCCCGAUCACGGCGGUAGCAUCAGGUCUCGACUCCACAGAAGCCCUCAGCCCGAUGGACCUUUUGCACGGUUAUCGAGGAGAUACAUUCUUUCCGCAGCAUGCGGCCAACCCGAUGAGAACCAAGGAUUCGGACAAGAUAAUUUUCUCCAGGAGAUGGACCUACCAACAGAGGAUCCUAAAACUCAUUCUGGAAAAAGAUUCCACCGCGAAUACCUGA